UUGGAAAUCGAAUUUUUACAAAUCUUAAAAAAGUGACAUGGCUUUGACCAGCGAUCACUGGUUCUACCUCUUGACGGUGGUAGCCGGAAUCUGACGAACAGUUGGUUGUUUUAGUCAAACCCCACACCCUAAAAAGAGCCGCCUUUCUUUGCCUUUUCUCAUUAUUCAAUUCACCCACUCUGCCCUUAUUGGGCUCUCUCUCUAUCUCUCUAGAGAGAGAAACUAAAAGACACAGAAAAUAGCGAGAGAGAAAGAGAUGUAUAUGGUGCCUCCUCCGCCUCAGAGCUCCAAUUCCGCCGCCGGAGCCACCGAUGGCACGGCGGAGCUCCGUACUUACCAGACCUGGAAAGCCAGCAACAUAUUUUUUCUUCAGGGAAGAUUCAUAUUUGGACCUGAUGUGCGAACGCUUUUCCUAACGAUUUUCCUUAUAGUGGGCCCAGUUACUGUUUUCUGUGUUUUUGUUGCCAGAAAACUGAUGGACGAUUUCUCUGAUCAUUUGGGAAUAUUAAUAAUGGUGGUGAUUGUUGUUUUGACAUUCUAUGACUUGCUACUUCUUCUAGUGGCCUCUGGAAGAGAUCCUGGUAUAAUUCCUCGAAAUGCUCACCCUCCGGAGCCAGAAAGUUAUGAUGGGAAUUCCGAAACUGGGCCUGGCCAAACACCUCAGUCACGUUUACUUCGCACGAAGGACAUAAUUGUCAAUGGAGUAACAGUGAAGAUCAAAUAUUGUGAUACGUGCAUGCUUUAUCGACCUCCUCGUUGCUCGCACUGUUCAAUAUGCAAUAACUGUGUGGAACGGUUUGACCAUCAUUGCCCUUGGGUCGGACAGUGUAUUGGAUUGAGGAAUUACCGGUUCUUCUUCUUGUUUGUCUCCACAUCAACUCUUCUUUGCAUAUAUGUGUUUGCAUUUUGCUGGGUCUACAUCAGGAAGAUCAUGGAUAGUGAGAGAACAUCAUUGUGGAAAGCGAUGACUAAGACUCCUGCUUCGAUUGUGCUAAUAAUAUACUCUUUUAUAGCAGUCUGGUUUGUGGGUGGCCUGACCGUCUUUCAUCUUUAUCUCAUAAGUACAAACCAGUCUACUUAUGAAAACUUUAGAUAUCGAUAUGAUGGACGUCCCAAUCCAUACAACAAGGGGGUGAUCAGCAAUUUCAAAGAGAUUUUCUGCACCAGUAUUCCGCCAUCCAAGAACAAAUUCAGAGCAAAGGUACCAAAGGAGCCUGGAAUUCCACCUCGUGUGGUUGGUGGUGGAGGCUUUGUUGGCCCAAACACAGGAAAAUCCAUGGCUGAUAUAGAAACAGGAAGGAAACCUAUUUGGGACGACAACAAUGCUGUCAAUGAAGGUGAACUUGAAGGACAGUACAGCAAUGAUGAUGGUGUUGACAAGGAUGGUGGAUCUGAUACAUCUCCUGCGCCAGAUUUAAGUAGGAACCUUCCCACUGAGGGUGCAGAGGGGAGAGGUACCCUACAUCCAAGGCGAUCCAGUUGGGGAAGGAGAAGUGGGAGUUGGGACAUAUCACCUGAAGUUCUUGCCAUGGCAUCCCAAGUUGGGGAUUCAAACCGAAUCAGUGGUGUUAAUACCAGCAACUUGACAGGGUAUCGACAAUAACAGAUGAUGAACUCAAUGUAAACAUACAAAAACAAAAUGACAAAAGGUUUAAGAGAUGGAUUGGGCUUUUCAGCUGUCAGUCUUUGACAUUAUUUACUGUGUAUUAUCGUGUGUAUAUGAUUAUGGGAAGGCAAUGAUGCCGUUGCUUGGUGAUAUUUCGACUGAGAAUGAACGUUGUCCAUAAAUUUUUUUUUUUCUUCA
Messenger RNA from Camellia sinensis, 1804 nucleotides. RefSeq names its product putative protein S-acyltransferase 7. Gene Ontology annotation, biological process: protein targeting to membrane; peptidyl-L-cysteine S-palmitoylation. Gene Ontology annotation, cellular component: Golgi apparatus; endoplasmic reticulum. The record is from RefSeq and is a predicted model, not a curated record. Lineage: Eukaryota; Viridiplantae; Streptophyta; Magnoliopsida; Ericales; Theaceae. Gene Ontology annotation, molecular function: protein-cysteine S-palmitoyltransferase activity.